AAUUGUUUUUAUUUUCGUUUUUGUUUCGUGUCAACAUAAAUUUAUGUUAUUUUUUUUAAUUUAGUUUAUUAUCUUUUAUGUUUAUUCAUAUUGUACUUUAUUUAACUUAAGUUAUGUUUCAUUCCGUUCUCAUCGUCUAAAUUGAAAAACGAAAACAAUUCGUGCAAUAGAAAGACCUUCUCCCCUAUUCGAUUCAAUUAUGUUAACUCUCCUCAGUGAAUGUCACUUCUGGACAAAUCGGGACGAAAUUCACAUAAAAGACACCGAUUACGGAGCCUUCAAGUACCUCCGUUCGCGUGACAUCGAUCCCGAAAAUGUCCUCCAACUGGCCAAACGCGAAUACGCUGAAAAUCGCGACUGCCAAGUCGUCCUAAAGAACCACAAAACUUCGCGCCUCAAAGACAACAUUAAGAAACUCGAUGAAUUCCUGCAUACCCAGAAAAUCAUCCACUCCGAAUGGCGAACGGGCUCGGUGCUGCUGAUGCUCUUCGCCAACGGAGUCAUUUGUCAUAUCUCGGUGGACAUCUAUGUCGGUGACAUCCUUUGCUUGGCAUUCGACAAGUACCUUAUUGGGAAGCUAGCUGCUGACGUGAUCACCGAUGCAAUUUUCACACCUCAGCACAUUGUUCUGGCGUACAAUACAAAUCAGGUGACGGUGGUUCACCUGCAGAAGCCAAAUAUGCAACCAGCUGUGCCUGAGAAGAUUGUCAAUAUGGACCCAAAGAUAUUUCACGUUCUCAUACCAGGCACGGCGGAGAGAAAGCUUUCCCGCCGACUGGCUGUGAAUCCGAGUUGCGAUUUGAUUGCAAUUUGGACCAAGAGCUCACAGAACGAAGUCUUCCCAUGGCGACCCACAGUCAGGGAUCAGGAUCGAGCCAAUAUUCAUGUGUUCAAGUUGAAAAAUUCCCAAUUGGAAGCGAUUUCUUACGCCUGGUCAGAGAAUGACCCACUGCGAGUGGACUUCCUGCGUUCUACAGGAAAUCAGAUCUUCAUCAUCGAGGAGAAGGUCUCAAGGAAGGGCGAAGUCAGUGCAGAAGUUUGUUCCUAUGAACUAGGCGAGGGAAAGAUGCAACGGGCGAUCAUCACCUCCAUCCCCAUGGGUACCCAAAUCUGCUCCUUCGAAUUCAGCCCCGACCAGGAAAAGCUAUUUCUCGGAACCAUCGAUCGCUACGUGUGCAUUCAUGAUCUUGUCAAACAAACAAGUCGGUUUCUUCCGAAGAUUGAAAUUAUUCCCACAAAGUGUACCUGGCAUGCGGAUUCCAGUCUCAUCAUGGUGGGCAAUGACACCGCUCAGUUCCAGUGCUUCGAUGUAGCCCUGCAGCCCAUCGCCAACCAGCUCAUCAGUGAGGUUGUGACUCCGGUUAAUCUGCUCGAUCUGUCGCACUACUUUGCUAUCCAACCGAUGCUCCUGGACAUGAACUUCAGUCGCAAGCCAGAAGUACACAAUUUCCCGUUCCCAUUUGCCCAGGCAGACUGCUUUCUGCUCCUGGUCUUUGACAACGGUCCUGUGGCUUGUCUGAGAUUUGUUUGUGGAGCUGGAAUGGCUGGCGACAUCCACAACUCUGGUCUUACAGCUGACGUCAUACUGGAUCGAUAUGUGUCGAUGAAUCAUUUGGAAAAGGCUGUCAAUCUCCUGCAAGCCCUCAACUGGGAAACCUACGGAGCCAUGUGUCUGCUGUCGCUGCAUAAAAUUGCGAAUUUCGUCUUCAUCCAGAAAGACCUAAAGCGAAAUCGACUGGAGUGCCUAACCAACGCUCUGAAGACUUUCACCGAUGGUCUGAGCGAGGAGACAAAGGACGAGUUCAGUGACCAAGUAUAUGACAUAAAGAGACGCUUCUUCUUCUUUCUACUUCGGAACAAUCUCUAUGCGGAAUCCUUCGAGGUCGCCAUGGACAUCGAAGACUAUGACCUCUUUAUGGAUCUCUUCCAUGCGACACGCACUAUCCCCGAGCUGAUUGAACUCUCGCAUGAGGCAUAUGCCCAGGCGGAGAUUCUCUUCGAUGAGAGCUGCUCGGGAAGCAGUGACUUGGAUUCAUCCUGCUCAGAGUCUUCAUCGUACUCGGAUAACUACCAAAACAACCAAAAACCAGGACCCACCGUCAGCAGUCAUCGAGUGAUGGGUCAGUGGAAGCACGAAAAAGCUGUGAGCACCCUGAAGAACUACGUUCCCCCACUGCCUUCAUUCAAAUCGAAAAUCUACAACGCGGAGAAUAUAAAGAUAAACAUUCCAAAGCCCGAACUGAGGAUAUCCACGUCGGCGGACUUCAAUUCUCCCAGUCGAACAGCGACUCUUGCACGAACGAAGAAAGUCUCCACAAGUCAACAGCUUGAGUUGAGGCAGGACGAUCAACUACUUACGAGUCGAAACUCUGACUAUGGCUAUCAUGUGGAGCCCAACAGGUGGGCAUCGUCUUUGGCGAAACCCGAGCUUACAAUGGUGAAUCCUGAUGUGCCGUGCACCAGUAAGGCAGCCAAUUUGCUAAGGAACUCUCAGGUCUCUCAGAUCUCCCAGGAGAACAACACAGACUACAGAAACGAAUCACCUCAGGAGUACUUGAUAGAAGAGACCUACAUGCCACGACCAAAUCUCUCGAAUUUCGGGAGAAUUUCCCAAAACAUUGCACCCCCAUUGCCUGAUUUGCGUCAUUUGCAAAUUUCCUCACCUUCCUCCCAUGACAUAAAUACAUCAUCCACACAGUGGAACCAAGUGCCAGAUCAGACGCUGGGCAUCCCCAUGAUACCCAAUGCCCCCACCCAUCCAUAUAUGCCAUCCACAUCCCAUAAUAUUCUUCCUCGUGCCUCAACACAUUUAACUGGAAAUGAUGCUUCUAUUCCUGCUCCUGCUGCUGUUGCGAGUGGUGUUAGUUCCCCACGUAUUCCAGAUCACAAUGUCUUCCAACCGAAGUUCUAUCAACAUCCAUUGGUCUCGGUGACGAUACCUCCAACGACGAUGUUCACUCCUAUCGACGAAUUGCCCGCCCGUUUGCCGAUUCGAAAGCCAACUGCAUCGAUUCUCUCGAAUGGAUCCAGUUUGGUAUCUAAUAACACACUUGGAUCGAAUGUGAAUCCUGUGAAUGGAACAAUGACAACGAAAAAGGACCCAGGAGAAAAAAACAAAGUCAAGUUCUCAGAUACGGUUCAAGUUGCUGUGGUUCCUGAAAUUCCCCGCAAGGAAAAACCCUUGCCACCAAAGCGAAACGGACACACCCGGCCAAGGAAUCUUACAAAUCCCAAAAAAGAAUUAGCCGACAGCUUGCCUCUGUGUCAUCCACAUGAUGAUUAUCUUAAAGACUUUGAUCCAUUACCAGAAGAAUCUUUACCAAGGAUGUCAAAAUCUUCAUCAUCCUCGGGGAAAGAUAGUAAAUCACAAUCAAAUGAAUCAAAGAGUAAUCCGUCCAUAAAAGUUGUCCACUUUGGAGUGGUUUAGACUUAGUUUGUAUGUUUUUUUACAUUCCGUCCUUUUUAGCAGUUAGAGAAAGCUUUAAAUUAAUUUUGUUACUUAAGUUUUUUUUGUAUAUUUCUACGAAAAGUUCAACAAUUUCCGUCCUGUACAGAAAGUAAAUUAUUUAAAUUUAUAUAAUAAAAAUAAUUUUCUUAUCAAACUA
Molecule: messenger RNA, 3605 nt
Organism: Eupeodes corollae
Lineage: Eukaryota; Metazoa; Arthropoda; Insecta; Diptera; Syrphidae
Gene: frtz
Product: WD repeat-containing and planar cell polarity effector protein fritz
Exons: 7
Coding region: 200-3427 (1075 amino acids)
Biological process (GO): establishment of protein localization; cilium organization; nervous system development
Cellular component (GO): axonemal basal plate
Molecular function (GO): protein binding
Source: RefSeq, a predicted model, not a curated record